Messenger RNA from Salvia miltiorrhiza (redroot sage), 4156 nucleotides. RefSeq lists its product as uncharacterized. The transcript has 2 exons. NCBI's taxonomy places the organism in Eukaryota, Viridiplantae, Streptophyta, Magnoliopsida, Lamiales, Lamiaceae. Bases 1690 to 2730 code for a protein of 346 amino acids. The record is from RefSeq and is a predicted model, not a curated record.
AUAUCUUCUAUAAAAGUGACACAUAUAAAUACAGCUAAGAUCACCAUUAAUGUUGAAGCUGAAUAAUUCCAAUACUUUCAUAUAUGAGCCAAAAACUGUGGGGCAAAAUCCAUCUCCAGCAAAUUCUGUGCUGCUCCAAAUCUUCCUCUCCUUUUUUUGCUUCUUCAAGAAUCAACAAAAAGCCAGAUAAAAUGUCUUCAUUUUCUUGUUCUUUAUGAAGCCAAAUUCAUCUCAAGAAUCACACAUAAAUUAGAGUUUGAUGCUUCUUCAAACACCAUCUCAUCUUGUAGGGCAUGAUGAAGGAUUUCCCAUCUUGUUUUGGUGAAAAUGGAGUUCAAGUUGCAGAUUCAUCACCAUCAACCACAAACAGAGCUCAGAAUCUUGUUGCCUGCAUCUACCAAUACCACUCUCAGUCCUUCUCUGGCUUCAUCACAGUCACAUGGAUCAAGAAUAUCAUGGCCCAGGCAUUGAGCAUCGCGGUCGAGAACUCAGCCAACGACAGCCUAGGCAAAGUGGACAUAAGGCCAUGGCUCUUCUCAAAGAGAAAAGGGUUCAAGAAAAUGGUGGUGGACUCAACACAAGUAGACAUCUAUUGGGACUUAUCCUCUGCCAAAUUUGGGUCAAGCCCGGAACCCUUAGAGGGAUUCUAUCUAGCCAUAGCCCUAAAUCAAGAACUAUGCCUUCUUCUUGGAGAUUUGCAGACUGAAGCCUACAAGAAGAUUGAUCCAUCACCAUUUGCCUCAAAGGCAACUUUUCUUGCUAGGAAAGAGCACAUUUUUGGGAAGAGAUUGUACAAUUCCAAGGCGCAGUUUUGUGGGAAGGGGCGUGUGCAUGAUAUAAGGAUUGAGUUUGAUCCAAAUGAGAGCUUUGGGAAAUGUUUGACUAUGUUUGUGGAUAGGAAGGCUGUGUUACAAGUGACUCACCUUCAAUGGAAGUUUAGGGGCAACCAAACGAUCUUUGUGGAUGGAGUUUGUGUUGAGGUGUAUUGGGAUGUUCAUGGCUGGCUCUUUGAUAGCGAGGCGGGUAGCGCCAUCUUCUUGUUUAGGACGCAGGUGUCGGGGGCGAAGGCCGGGGGUGGGCGGCCGCCAUUGGAGCCCUCAGCCUUGGGAUUGAAGGAUUGGCAAAGAUGGAAAGAUACACCUUCACAUAGUCAUGGUUUUUCACUUGUGUUGUGUGCUUGGAAGAGUGAAUAGCGCCUACUUUUGUGUUUGUUUAUUGUGGUAUAGGGUUUUUUGUGGGGAGAGUUUGAUUUGAGAGGAUGCUUGGUUGUUUUUAUAGCCAAUUGAAAUAUUAAUGUUUGUAGAAUGUUAAUUUAACUCGAAAUCGAUGAGUCAACUCAAAUAUUGAUCGAGAAAAAAGGGGAUUAGGGUCGAAAUUAUUAAGUCCAAAUAACACGAACCGAAAAUAAGUCGAAAUUGAAUGAGCUGAUUCGAUUAACGUCCCUAAAUAUUGGUGCGUAACAAGGGGACUCUAUUUCUUAUCGUCGUAGGGUACAAGAUAGUUCAUAUCAUUACUAAUUUAAGAUACAUGAGAGUGAACAAGUUUCUUAUGGUUUGAUUUGUCCAUGCAUUAAUACUCUCGAGAAUAAAUAUGGAGUGAUAAAUGAAGAAUUCAUUUAACUGAAAAUUAAAGAAAUGAGACCCCAAAAAUACCCAUUUUUGAAAUACAAGAAAUAACCGCCUUGGUAGUAUGAAAUCAAGAAACUCUCCAAUGGCGCUGCUAUUCUUCAUCUUGGCCGAGAUUCUCCUCUCCUCCACGGCGGCGGCCCCACCAUCCGCCAACAUCACCAACAUCCUCUCCACCCUGGGUUUCCACGACCUCUCGGCCGCAGGCGGCGCCGCAAAUCUGUCGGGCGCCACCCCCACGACCGUCUUCGCCCCCACGGACAGCUCCCUCCUGACAUGCCGAUCCUGCUCCACCGCCCUCCUCCUCCAAGAACACGCCGUCCCCGGCCUCUACCCCCUCCACUUCCUCCGCCGCCUCGCCUUCGGCACCAAGAUCGAGUCUUUCGCCGCCAACCGCUGCCUCACCGUCACCGCCUCCGCCUCCUCCACGGCCAGAAAAGUCUUCAUCAACGGCGUCGAGAUCGCCAAGCCCGAUUUCUUCAACAAUGGCCUCGUCGUCGUCCACGCUCUUCAGGGCUACGUCUCCCACCUAUCCCCGCUAUCUUGCGCCGUCGAGACCAUGACCACCCUAUCCUUCCCUCAGCAGCCCCCGCCCGCGGCCUCGUUCUCUAUCAUGCGCCUCAUGCUAAAAGACGCCAUGCGCGGCCUCCGCAUUGGCGGCUACAGCAUCGUGGCCCUCGCUAUUCGCCUCAAAUUCGCCCAGCUUUUGGACCUCAAUUCCCUCACCCUUUUCGCCAUUGAUGAUGUCUCCGUCUUCGUCGACGGCGGUCGCGGCGGCGGCGGCGGCCAGAUGUACGUGGCGGAGAUGGGCUUCCACAUUGUGCCCAACAGGCUGCUCACGGCCGCCGAUUUGAUGAGGCUGCCCAAUGGCACGGCGCUUCCCACCAUGCAACGUGGCCGGAAUCUGGUGGUCACCAGCGCCGGCGGCGGCGGCCCGCUGGCGCCCAUGCGGAUUAAUUUCGUCAAACUGGAUAGGUUUGAUUUGCUGGUUAAUAAGAGGAUUGCUGUUCAUGGACUGACGACGCCGUUCCGCGACGUCCAUCGUCAGUGGUUUUCCGGCCAUCAUUUGGGUUCUGUCGCGGCCGGAGUUCCGGUUAUGCAAUAGUUUCCCGCCCAAUAUUUGGACAAUUCAAGAAAUGGGUAAAUACAGCAUAUGUAGAUUUUGAUUUUUUGAUUACUUGUUGCGAGUUUGAGACCAAUUUCAAAUUUGCUAUUUUGUCACACUUGUAGAUAUGCUUUGUUGGUUUUAUUCCAUUUCAAUUGAUUGAGACCAUGUCUGUGCUCUAGUGGUGCCAUUCCUUUUUGUUUUUCCCCAUAUUAGUAUGAUACCUGAGCAAAACAGGACAUUUUGUUGAUUUAAUAGUACUUCUGUUUGAAUUCAUUUUUAUAAACAAGUAAAACCCCCUUUUCUUUGUUUACUCUUAAAAAAAAAAAGCUGUUGUUAGUUUAAUCAAACAGUUAUAUUAGUGUAAGACAUGAAAUUCGCUUUAACAAGUUUUAAGCCUCAAUAAGAUUUCAAUAAAUAUGUAUAUACUACGAUGGUUACAUUUACACCCCUACUUUAAUAAGAAAAUGGUAGUUAGCAGCAACAACUGCCAGCACACACCAAUGGCCCCAGCCUCUCAUCUACUUUCUCAUUGAAGAUUGAGGCCGUAAUUAUAGUUUAAUAAAAGAGUAAUCUCUAAAGCAUUCAAAAUCUAGCUGUGGACAGUAAUUGGUGGAAUCAACUCCUUGAAUCCCUUCAUCAAGCCGAGCACUACGCUUUUAAGAAAUCCAGAAGCUUUCAUUGUCCGAGAUCAAGAAUCUGGCAUCCUUUAGAUCACAGGAAUAGCUGAGAUUUAAUUAUCAGAUAACCAGUUUCCUAAAGCAGCUGGAUAACAGUGAUGAAUUUGACCUGAAUCAAAGUGGGUUAUAAUUUAGAGCAAGAAUAUACAACAAGAUCCAAGAGACAGUAUAAAAUAUUAGGCCUUUCAACAAGCAUCUAUAUCAUCCUAAAAUGGCAUGCAUGAAAAUCUGUUAUGAUGGAUGUCAGAUGGUCUCUGGAGGAUUUUAAACUUCCUACAAUUGCUAUUUCUUCCACUUUCUGCCUCGAAAGGAAAAUCCAUAAAAUGACAUGCAUAUAAAUAAAUCUAUUUCACCACUUGAGUACCAUUGCUGAAAAACUUUUCAUGGUCGAACUUUCAACACUAAAUGCUUGAUUCCACUAGGCAUACAAACCUGCCAGACAUGAGCAUCUGAUAGGCAGUCACUAGUGGCACUACACAACCAUUGAUUUAUCGGAAGAGCCAAGUCCGGCGUACAUUCAUGUUCCUGUAUGUAUCUUAACAUGUCCUACAUGUUGUGUACAAAUUUAGGUACUCUGCCUCGAGAAGCAGAUAGCAUAUCCAAUGUGUCCAGUCAGGACAAUGUUAGCUUCCCCAAGCCAAAUUAAUAUUUAUAUGCGACUUCUAUUAUUAAACAAAACAUCAAGUAAAAUGACCAUCUAAUUACGAUGAAAUGAGCAAAGACCACAUAGCUGACAGGCAAGGCAA